This is a messenger RNA of Epinephelus fuscoguttatus (brown-marbled grouper), 1333 nucleotides long. It is a transcript of the gene rrs1, whose product is annotated as ribosome biogenesis regulator 1 homolog. The coding region runs from base 33 to 1103 and encodes 356 amino acids. Gene Ontology annotation, cellular component: preribosome, large subunit precursor; nucleus; nucleolus. The transcript has a single exon. The record is from RefSeq and is a predicted model, not a curated record. Gene Ontology annotation, molecular function: protein binding. Gene Ontology annotation, biological process: ribosomal large subunit export from nucleus; endonucleolytic cleavage in ITS1 to separate SSU-rRNA from 5.8S rRNA and LSU-rRNA from tricistronic rRNA transcript (SSU-rRNA, 5.8S rRNA, LSU-rRNA); ribosome biogenesis. Lineage: Eukaryota; Metazoa; Chordata; Actinopteri; Perciformes; Serranidae.
UGCCUACUGCACAUUUAACAGCACUUUCCAACAUGGCGGCGUGCAGUGUGGAGGAGCUGUUAGCCAAAGCUGAACAAGAAGAGGCAGAAAAACUGAGGAGUAUCUCGGUCCACAAAGAGCUGGACCUGGACUUUGACAUCGGGAACCUCUUAGCCUGCGACAAAAACCGCAUCGAGUCCCGAGACUUCAAAGAGCAGAAGAAAGAGGACUUCCUGCGCUCGUUAGCUCGUGACAACACGCAGCUGCUCAUCAACGAGAUCUGGAAACAACCCACGGAGAGGGUCGAGGAGGCGAUAGUGGCCAAACUACCAGACCCGACGACCCCGCUGCCCAGAGAGAAACCACCGCCCAAACCUAAACCUCCAACUAAAUGGGAAGAGUUCGCCAAACUGAAGGGCAUCCAGAAGAAGAAGAAGACCAACCUGGUGUGGGAUGAGACCGCGAAGGAGUGGAAGAGGCGGUGGGGCUACAAGAGAGCCAAGGAUGACACCAAAGAGUGGCUGAUAGAGGUGCCAGAGACCUCAGACCCCAAUGAGGACCAGUUCGCCAAACGCGCCAAAGCCAAGAAGGAGAGGGUGGCCAAGAACGAGUUCAACCGGCUGAAGAACAUCGCCAGGGCGCAGAAGGUCAAAGUACCGGGUGUGGGUCUGACCCCUGUAGCCCAGCAGUCCAGAGACGACCUGGCCAGAGCUGUGAGCGUCGCCAAGACCUCCACAGCAUCCGUGGGCAGGUUCCAGGACCGCCUGCCCAAAGAGAAAGCGCCCAAGAACACCGGCAAGAAGAGGAAGUUUGAGCCCCUCAUCGGUGACUUCUCCAGCGAGAAGCAGAAGCAGCUGGAGCUCCUGAGAGUCCUGGACAGCAAGAAGCCCAAACUGGACAUCACCAAGGCUGUGAACAAGCAGAUGAGGGAGGAGGACAGGGAGGAGGCUGCAGCCAAACACAAGAGGGGAGCAGGGAAGAAAGGACGCAAAGGCAGCAUGCCAGGAAAGGGCAAAGGAAGCAUGCCAGGGAGAGGCAAAGGAAAGGGUGGGAAGGGGAAAGGAGGUAAAGCUGGAGGAGGAGGCGGAGGAGGGAAGAGGAGAGGCAAACCUGGGAAGCGCUGAGGACUCUGUAUCCUGCUACAUGUGUUUGUGCCUUGGCAUCAGGACAUUGAACUGGACUCAAAUGAUGCAAUGACUGUCUGAUCAGUCUGCGAAUGAUGUGACUGUCUCUUUCUGUGUGUUUAAACUGUCACCACAUCUGUAAAUGUCAGUGGAGACAUACUGAUUAAUAUGUUUUAUAUCAAUGGAAACAUAUUUAAACUGCAGCUCAAAUUAAAAUCAUCAGAUUGUGA